UCAAAAAGUAUUUCUAUUUCCUAAUCAUUCGAACUAUUCCAUCAUGCCGAAAAACGCACAUCCACCAAGGGGUGGCCAAACGAAAAAGCCAAAAUCGGUUCCCCCAGAGGAAGACACAAGCUUCAUUGUAUUUGGGAACGGCAAGGAAAAGAAGUCCAAAAAAGCAGAUGCUUCCUCGAAGCCUGCAGACGACAAGAGCAACGCAAAGGGGAAGACGGCCGCGGGUCCAUCUGAAGAAGGACCGAAACGACCAGACACCCGGACUUUGAUAGGCGGCGCCUCCUGGACCGGAAAGCUUCCUGUGAAUCUACUUUCAGAACAUUUCCAGAAGCAGAAAUGGGCGAAGCCAGACUAUCGGUUGCGUCGACAAGGGGAGAAGCACUUGGCCCAAUCUGUGGUGUUGUCGAAGGUGAACCCAAAGACUCAGGAGACUACCACACUUCCACCAAUUGAGAUACCAAAGGAACUUGAGAGCGAGGCACGUCACCCAACCGCCGUCGAAGCACGUAACUUCGCCGCAGCAUACGCUCUGUUCCGGGUUGCAAGUGCUAAAAACAUGCAUAUGAUGAUGCCUCCAUCUUAUCGCGACCUGUGGAAAGGCAUCUUCACGGAUAUGAAGAAAGCAGAUGAAAGGAACGGAAAAGCUUGGAUGUAUGAGCCGGAUCCAUUCUUCGCAUACCAGGAGCGACAGAAAGCCGAGGCCGCGGCAGCAAAAGAACGCGAGAAGAAGCAGAAAGAGAGGGAGGAUGCGAAAAAGACACAGAACCUCCAACCGGGCAUGUCUCUGCCUAAUUCGCGGGGACCGUCCCCUGGACGUAACAACCUCCUGAAAGGCUGGGAAAGAGUGCCCAAAAUUGAGCUGGGCGAGAAGACGAGAAAGGAAGCUGAGAGGUUGAUUCGCAGGGAUGCACUGUGGAAUCCUCAUGAUGUUCCGAUGGACCCUCGCCAGCGCAGUCGAAUUCUUGACGAAGUUACAGACUUGGGCUUUCGACGCAGUCACGUUGAAGAGGCAAUCAAUGUAUGCAAAGACAGAGAGGAAGUAAUCGAGUGGCUUCUCAUUCACGUCCCGGAGGACGAUUUGCCUUCUUGGAGUCUUCCGGAGGGUUACGUUGCUGGUAUCAGCAUGGCUAGUUCUGAUCUCAAGAGAGAAGGUGCCAUCAAACGCCUCGCAGCAGCUGGUUAUGCAAGCGAACUAUGCGAAGAAGCAUUCGACAAUCAAUGUAGAGAUGAAGGCAAGGCUGCUGCAUAUCUCCAAGCCCGACUACUACGGCCAACAGAGGAUGAAAAGGAUGUCGCUCAAGAAUUAGCUUCCCUGACUAUUAGUAACGAUGACCCUGAAGGAGGGGAUGCUUGGGAGGAAGAGCAAAUGUCCCUUGAAGCAAUUUACGGCGACCUUUACGAAAGGCCAUCGCCUACAGUAUGUCGCAUUCAGCUCGACAUUAAGCAGCAAGGGAAACGCCUGGUUCUUCAAGCGAGGAAACCAGUUGGUCCUUACCCAUCUGUUUUGCCAAUCAUUACGUUUGAAGCAGGUAUUCCUUCAUAUAUUCGGCUCAGUAUCAUACGACAGGCUCUCCUACACGCCGAAACUAGCUUCAUCGGCGCACCCAUGAUAUUCGACAUCGUGGAUUGGGUUCAGCAAAACGCAGGUGCCAUCUUCAAGGAUCCUGGACGGCUGACAGAUGUAUCGUCAGGAGCUUCCGUCAAAGAGCGUCAACAUCUUGAAGAACAAGCGCACAAGAAGGGCCGCAAGAGUCGUGCCAGACAGCCUAUCAGAUGGGACAUAGGCUCGCAGAUUAGCCGAAAGAUACUUUCGGACUGGCAGAUCAAGCAAGGCACAGAAGCUCAGAAGAAGAUGAUGACCGCCCGGCAAGGUUUACCUGCCUGGAAAUUGCGCGAAGAAAUCGUGAGAGCAGUCAAUGAUAGCCAAGUUUGCAUCAUCUCUGGAGAGACCGGGUCCGGAAAAUCGACACAGAGUGUACAGUUCGUCUUGGACGACUUGAUACAAAGACAACUCGGUGGUGUGGCGAACAUUAUCUGUACUCAGCCUCGCAGAAUUUCAGCUCUAGGACUUGCAGAUCGCGUAGCGGACGAACGAUGUGCCCAGGUUGGGGAAGAAAUCGGCUAUGCUAUUCGCGGAGAGUCGAAACAGAAGCCAGGUACUACCAAGAUCACAUUUGUGACUACUGGUGUUCUGCUUCGGCGUCUACAGACAUCAGGCGGUAGUGCGGACGAUGUCGUCGCCGCUCUGGCCGACGUCAGCCACGUAGUGGUUGAUGAAGUGCACGAGCGUAGUCUUGACACUGACUUUCUCCUGGUUCUUUUGAGAGACAUUCUCCGAAAGCGAAAAGAUCUCAAAGUCAUUUUGAUGAGUGCUACUCUUGAUGCAGAUGUUUUCGAGGCGUAUUUCCACGAUGUCGGCCCCGUAGGCCGCGUAGAGAUCCAAGGGAGAACAUAUCCAGUGGAUGAUUAUUACGUCGAUGACAUUGUUCACUUCACCAACUUUCGUGGCGGCAGGAACGAAGACUUUGAUGAUACCCCAGACACAAAGUCACUGUCUGCAAACCUCCGCAGUAUUGGCUUUGGUAUCAACUAUGAUCUGAUCGCAGAGACGGUUCGAUACAUCGAUCAACAGCUCGGAGACAAGGACGGGGGCGUCUUGAUUUUCCUUCCUGGUACAAUGGAAAUUGAUCGAACUCUGCAAGCACUACGGCAAUUUCCCAAUUUCCACGCUUUACCUCUGCAUGCCUCGUUGCUACCAGCAGAGCAGAAGCGAGUAUUCCCUCGUGCUCCAGCAGGAAAACGAAAGGUCAUCGCAGCGACAAAUGUCGCGGAAACAUCUAUCACUAUUGAGGAUAUCGUUGCAGUCAUAGACACCGGAAAGGUCAAAGAAACCAGCUUUGAUCCGCAAAACAACAUGGUUCGAUUAGCAGAGACUUGGGCUUCACGCGCUGCCUGUAAGCAACGUCGUGGCCGUGCAGGACGUGUGCGCGCCGGACAGUGCUACAAACUUUACACGCGCAACGCCGAGGCCAAGAUGAUGGAGCGUCCCGACCCUGAGAUUCGACGCGUGCCUCUGGAGCAACUUUGCUUGUCCAUCAAAGCUAUGGGCGUGCAAGAUGUGUCCGGCUUCUUGGCUAGUGCCCUGACUCCCCCAGAGAGUACCGCAGUUGAGGGGGCUAUCAAGCUGCUCGGUCAGAUUGGAGCAAUUGAUGAUGAUCAGCUCACUGCACUCGGACGACACCUCUCCAUGAUUCCAGCCGAUCUUCGUUGCAGUAAACUUCUUGUCUUUGGAGCCACUUUUGGAUGUCUCGAAGCAACACUCACUAUUGCAUCAGUACUCACAACUCGGUCUCCGUUCCUCUCUCCAAGGGAGCGUGACCAAGAAACCCGCGACGAGUUUAGUCGUGUACGAUCAUCAUUCUCCCAGAACCAAGGCGACCUUUUGAUUGAUCUUCGUGCAUACGAGCAAUGGUCUGGCAUGCGAGCCAAGGGAGUCCCCAACUGGGAAUUGCGACGAUGGUGUCAAGAUAACCGACUUUCGUCACAGACGUUGUUCGAUGUUGCUAGCAAUCGCUCGCAGUAUUUAUCAUCUCUGAAAGAGAUAUCACUCAUACCGACAUCAUAUUCGUCCAACAACACAAACACGUAUGGCGCCUACAACAAGCAUAACGCUAAUGAUGCACUCCUGCGUGCACUCAUAGCUGGUUCCUUCAAUCCACAGAUUGCCCGCAUCCAGAUGCCAGACAAAAAGUUCGCGGCAGGCAUCGCUGGCGCUGUCGAGCUGGAUCCUGAAGCUCGAACUAUAAAAUACUUCAAUCAAGAGAACGGUCGUGUGUUCGUGCAUCCAAGUUCCAUCAUUUUCGAUGCACAAACAUUCCCGUCGAAUGCAGCAUUUAUCGCAUACUUCAAUAAGAUGGCAACGUCCAAGAUAUUUAUUCGCGAUAUUACUCCUUUCAACGCUUACUCCUUGCUCAUGUUCGCUGGCUCGAUUUCAGUUGAUACGCUAGGACGUGGUCUUGUUGUUGAUGAAUGGAUACGUCUUCGAGGCUGGGCUAGAAUUGGAGUUCUCGUCAGCAGGCUGAGGGGUAUGUUGGACGCAGUGCUUGACAAGAAGGUUAGAGAACCGGGAAAAGACAUGGACGAUAUGGAUAGAGAAGUAGUGGAUUGUGUAAGACGACUAGUAGAGAAGGACGGCCUGGAUAAUUGAUCACUUUCUGGAUUGGAAAGACGAUCAAAGAUGCUG
This is a messenger RNA of Aaosphaeria arxii CBS 175.79, 4243 nucleotides long. Its product is annotated as DEAD/DEAH box helicase-like protein. NCBI's taxonomy places the organism in Eukaryota, Fungi, Ascomycota, Dothideomycetes, Pleosporales. The coding region runs from base 44 to 4207 and encodes 1387 amino acids. Gene Ontology annotation, cellular component: intracellular anatomical structure. The transcript has a single exon. Gene Ontology annotation, molecular function: RNA binding; ATP binding; protein binding. The record is from RefSeq and is a predicted model, not a curated record.